AAGUCUAUUUUUCAAAUGUAUUCAUCGCGUGUUCAGUCACCUGCUUUUCUUCCCCCUUCCCAGAGAGAAUCACUCGUCAGUGUUUUCUCCCGUUGCAAACAGCCUGUAUUGACGAGUCCAGUUGUCGGAAUAUCGAUGAAGUCACUGCCGCCUGCACCCUUCCCUUCCCAUUCCACUCCCACCCCUAUCCUGGAAGCCCAGAGAAGCGAAGGAUGGAGGGGCGCCGCUCGCAGGCCGACCAACCGACCGACCGACCGACCGACCGACCGACCGCUGCCGCCGGCGGAUCUUGGUGACCCGUGCACGCAACGCUGAGCGUCGUCAGUCGAUAAACUUCCUCUCAGCCUCCCUCAUCCACAUCCCGGAGUCCGUUGCGAGUGGUUCCGAUGGGUCUCGGAGAGGCGGCAGUCGGAGUCUGUCUUUCGUCGUCGUCAUCUUCAUCGCAGGUCUUCUUCUUCCACCAUCUCUCGGGGUGGAAAGGAGUGGGGUGUAGAGGAGUCUUGUCGUAAAGCCAAGCUCCCGUUUCUUUUUGAUAUUAUUCAUCCACCUCUUCGCCGGUCUGCUUUGCUGACGCACGCGCAAGUCGUGGACCCCUUGGGCCAAGUUCUUGCGGGCUUCUGACGUGGGGGUUGGUUGGUGCGUGCGUGUGUGUCACGAGCGCGCGCGAGAGAGAGGGCGAGCUGGCUGCUAGGUUCUCCCUGGGCGUCGUAAAAAGACUGGCGGGGCUUUGAGCGCCAUCCCAAACAGGACGUUAAUUGUGCGAAGGCCGCGGAUGAGCUGUCGGAGAGGCGGCGCUGGCAAGCGCGCACACGCACGCGCACACACACACUCACACACCACUCACACAUUCACACACGCGCGCUGCACGGCCUGGCGACGAGCGACAUGUUGCGUGCAGCGUGACGCAGUCGGCCGUGAACUGUGGACGGAGGUUUAUGUGUGAACGGGAGUUGAACAGUUUCGCGGCGGGCGAGGUUCACUUGUGAAUGGGAGUAAACAGUUCGAUGUGGACUAAGUUCAUGUAUGUAAAGGAAUAUAAACAGUUCGCCGAGGACGUCUCCCCAUCCCCCAGAAAAAGGAGAAAACAUUUCCUAACUUGCUUCAGGCUUUCCCACCUCGGACGAGGUUGCGGCUGUCGUAUCCGUGAGAUGGUUUAGCGGUCCAGCUUGCAUUUAAAGUCUGAGGGAUUUGAAAUCCAGCUUGACGAGUUGCACGCGCAGACUGUUAGGAGGAGUUGUUCGUGUGAAGUGUAAUUUUCUUGUUGAAUUCAACGGCAGCAGGUGCGCACUCAAGCUGCUUUUUGGUAAGACUGUUAUCACCAGUCACAUCUUCAACAUCCACAGAGCUUCGAUGCACGUGCUGGUCUGCUCCCUGCAUCCAUCCCACUACCUCCGCUCAAGCAUACGUCAUCAAAUUAGGUGUAGGCUGAUCGAUUACACUUAAGAGGAUCUUCAGUGUCCACUCUGACGUAAGCGGCGCCAGUCCACUGGAAGUAGGUAGGUGUCGCCACAAAAGUACAUUCGUGACGACACUCGGCAUCAGCCCUGUACACCCCGUCCCGACCUUCUCUGCACUUCCGUGCUGCUGCUGCUGCUGCUGUGUCAGUGGUGCAUGUGUCAGGGAAUGUGUCACGAAGGAGCUGCAUCGAUAAAGUGGAGAGAGCGAGAGAUACACCGCUCAGCCAAGGAUAUCGGGAGCGAUACAUCCACUAACCGUCGGUGCUGCGCUUGAUGGCCACGAGCUUUCUCUGGCUGCUGUACACCGACAUCGACUUGGCCACGGGUACACCUCGGGAACAUCUUGUGUCGUGUUCACAGCCUGUUGAUCAUCUGUAGCCGUCGCCAUGGAUAUCGCGAUGGUGUCGGAUGUCUUCAUGCCAAUUUUAGAUGCAACAAAUUUGACAGAGCUGCGAAACGCUGCUUGUGAUACACUGAAGCAUUGUCUUCCAAAUGUGGAGCGCGCCCAUGUGUUCUUGACCAAUCCCGAAAACCAACAGGUAGAAGCAGAUGGAAUAAUUUUGCCAAAGCGUGGCUUUGCAUGGGAUGCUUUUCGCCAAAAGUCAAGACAGCUUUGUUCUGUUCCCUUUGAUCCAGACCCCUUCAUAGAUCUUCUAGCUCUGCACUCAACAGAUGUUCAGAAAGUUCUUCUAGCACCAGUUCCAGCCAGAAGAAAAGACUCAAACAUAGGCAUUAUUGUGGCAAGUGUAACAUCAGUUGAUCUCACAGCAUCAGAAGACAAAUAUAUGGAACUUUUAUUGAAACAGAUAUCAGUAUCAUAUGAAUCAAUGAAGCUUUUUAUGUCUGAACCUGCAACAGAGAACUCCCAGUUAGAAUCUUUAAUUGCUUUGUGUGCUGAUUUACAUGAUCAAGAUGCUGCUCAACUAGAACUUAAAGUUAUCAAAUAUCUUCGUGAGCACACAUGUUCUGAGAGUGGAUUUCUUCUGCUAGUGGUUCCAGAGACUUUGGAGCUGAUUUCUCAGGUUGUGGGAAGCACAAUCCUGCCUGAAGAAGUUCGCUUUCCUGGACUGUGGAGCUGUUUUGCACAAGCACUUGAAACCAAGCAGCCUAUGUUCCUGGAGCACAUACCCCAGGAUCGGAGAGCAGAAGUGGAGAAAAUUGUGGAAAAACCUGUCCAUUCCUUUCUUUGUGUGCCUGUGGCCUGCAAGGACAGUCAUGAGCUUAUUGCUUUGGCCUGCCUGGUUAACAAAUCUAAUGGUCAAAGAUUUGGUGAUGAUGACAUUCAAAUAGUGCGGCAGUGCUUUAAGUACACAGCUACUGUGCUUACCAGCACUCUGGCUUUUCAAAAUGAGCGGAAACUAAAAAAUCAAACGCAAGCUCUGCUGCACGUUGCACGCAAGCUCUUCACACGACUGGAUGAUCUGACAAAGUUGUUGAGGGAGAUUAUGCAAGAAGCUAGAAACCUGACUGAUGCUGAAAGAUGUUCCGUGUUUCUUCUCGAUCAGGACUCUGAUGAGCUUGUUGCCACAGUAUUUGAUGGAAUUUCUACCAACAACAAGGAGGCACAAGCAGAGAUAAGGCUGCCUAAAACACAGGGAAUUGCAGGCCAUGUGGCUACAACAGGUACUCUACUCAACAUCAAAGAUGCUUAUUCUCAUCCUUUGUUUUAUCGUGGCAUUGAUGACUCUACAGGCUUUAGAACAAGAAACAUUUUGUGCUUUCCAAUCAAAGAUGAAGAAGGUGUUGUUCUUGGUGUGGCACAGCUGUGCAACAAAAAGACAGGAACAUAUUUCACCACUUUUGAUGAGGACAUAGCUUCAGCAUUUGCUGUGUAUUGCUGCAUCAGUAUCAGUCAUUCACUGAUGUACAAAAAGGUGAUCGAUAUUCAGUACCGAAACAGUCUGGCCAAUGAGCUGAUGAUGUUUCAUAUGAAGUGUCUCAUAUACAAGAAGCUACGAGAUACUCAGCAUCGAAAUAAAUUAGCAAAUGAGCUCAUGAUAUUUCACAUGCAGCAAAUCCCAACAGAAGAGGUGACAGAGUUGGCAGGGAAAAAGAUUCCAAACAUCAAGAAGAUUAAUCCAGUCUUUGACCAAUUUGUCUACCCUCCUCGGUCCUUGGCUGAGACACAGACUCCUCUAGCCUGCAUGUCUAUGUUUGAUGACCUUGGGCUUAGUACAAGAUGGAGACUGAAACGAGAUACUUUGGCAAGGUUUUUGCUCAUGGUAAAGAAGGGCUAUCGCAACCCCCCUUACCACAACUGGAUGCAUGCUUUUGCUGUGGGUCACUUUGGCUACCUGUGCAUCAAAAACCUCAAACUGGAUGAUUUACUAGAUGACAUCGAGUUGCUGGCUUUUUUUGUGUCAUGUUUGUGUCAUGACAUUGACCACAGAGGGACCACAAACUCUUUCCAAGUGAAAUCUCAAUCAGUACUUGCUGCACUUUAUAGUUCAGAGGGAUCUGUAAUGGAGAGACAUCACUUGGCUCAGAGUAUGUGCAUUUUGAACACUGAGGGAAGCAACAUUUUUGAGAAUCUUACAAGCAAGGAGUACCAGCAAGUGCUGGACUUGAUGAGAGACAUCAUUCUGGCUACAGAUCUGGCUCAUCAUCUGCGCAUAUAUGAUUCUCUUCAAACUAUGGCAACCAGAGGAUACAAUAAGAAUGAUCCCAAGUGUCAUAACCUGCUGUUGUGUUUGCUGAUGACUGCUUCCGACUUGUCUGACCAGACCAAAAGCUGGAACAACACCAAGCACAUAGCUGUACUUAUUUAUCAAGAGUUUUUCUCCCAGGGAGACCUUGAAAAGGCAUUGGGUGAAAGCCCUAUUGAAAUGAUGGACAGGGAAAGAGCCUGUGUCCCUGACCUGCAAAUAUCUUUCUUGGACAACAUAGCCAUUCCGGUUUAUAGAGUGUUAGCAGAGGUUUUCCCUGAAGCUCAGUGCAUAGCAGACUGUGUCCAUGAAAAUAGACAGCACUGGGUGCAUAAGGCCCAGCUUCUGAAGAUGCAUAACAGCUCAGCCCAGACUAUGAGUGUGCAGGAAAUCAUCGCUUUGGGAGAGGAAGAGGAGGAGGUGGGCUCCCAUCAUGAGAAUAGCUGAUGAUGACAGGGGAACAGCUGUCUUGCAGCUAUGGAAGCAGGCAGUCGUCUUUCUUGCUUACAGAAGAUGUUAUGCAGGCCAGGAGCAUGUUCUGCUGAGACUUCAUUGUUCACAGAAGUCAUACAUGCGCUUGGAUCGUCUCCCUUUACCCCGCAUGGUGAUGGACACUCAGCUGAUUCAGGGACCAGCCACAGGACAAAGUGGAUGCAUGAGUGAUAUUCAUAAGCUGUUUUUGACUUUCUUACAGGACCAGACAGUUUCUUACAUUUCUAGAACAGUGUAUUUCCCCCAAGACUCGUUUCUGUGUAUCUCGCGUUUGUUUUGACCGUUUUUCUGCAUUUCCUAGCCCGUCUAUGUUUACUAGACUAUUUCCACACAUCGGACAGUGAGGCUUUUAGAAUCACUUGACUGCUUUAAGUUGCUUCCAGGAAGCCAAGAAGAAAAGUGAUUUUACAAAUGUAUGUUUGACUAAUCUUUCAUUGUGUUGGUGUUAGUCAUUUCAAAGCAGCUGCAACUUAUUUUUAGAUAACUGUGUUACUUUCAUGCUUUUCUCAUAAUACUUGCUCACAUCCUGCCAUCAGUACUUCGAAGCCAUUAUUAUGAUGAUGGCCACUUUCUAAUUGUUGUUAAUGUUUACUUUUUGCCUAAUGGCUUAAAUCUAGUGGGCUAUUUUAAUUAUUUUUGUUUAAAUUAUUAAAUUUGUUUAAUGCACAAAUAGAUUACUGACAUAACUGAUUACUUGUGAUAGCCCCACCCUUCUUUAAAGUUUGAAAAUGUUCACGCAAGAACUGCUAAAAUGAAAAUGUGUGCAAUGCAGAUUAUAUUUCCUAGCAGUGUGAAGAGAAUGCUUAUCAAAGCAGCUGUGUCCCCAUGGGAUCAUGUUGAAAUCUUACAGCUAGAGGCAGGCAGUGGAUGGCAUGCCCUUAACUCUUUACAGUUCAGAGUUUCUUGCUCAUCCACUGACUGCAUGGGAUUUAUUUUGAAACUAUAUGUUAUUUAGUGAACUGUAAAGAGUUAAUGUCCAUUGCUGUAUCUGAUCUCUGAGCUGGCAGAAGAUUCAGACUUAGUUUACUAUAUUCUUGAUCUCCUGAACACCUACUCCUGCUGAGCUAGUAGAUGAGUGGUUUGUUUAACAGCCUCAGCUGAUGUAUGUACAGACUGAAUGAUGGGGGUUAGGGAGAGGCUUGUGCAGGUAGGGGAGUGUGUGCAGGUAGGGGAGUGUGAGUGAGUGGGAAUUGUGAGUUGGGAAAGGGGAAGGGAUACUGUGUUUGUUUCUCACUGCCACAUGCUUCAUCUUUUGGAUUCAUGUUGCAGAAAGGUGUAUUUUAUUUCACAUUUAUCCUUUUUUUUUCAGUUUGUCAUCAUCUUUAUGAGAAGUUUUUCCUAGAAGAAUUUGUUGAGACAGUUUUGAUGGGACUUUCCUAUCAUUCAUAGUUCUAAUUGUAAAGAAAAGCAAUGAAUGAAAGUUGAACUUUUAGGUGGAAGAGGAGGAAGGGAGUUUACUUUGACUUUUCACAGAAGGGCAUUUCACCAAAUGGACAGCUUGCUGAAUGGAGACUUCCAUGAUUUCAUCUUGUGUGUUUUACUGCAUGACAUUAUAUUCCUUUAAUAUCCUUUGUUCAUACAUUUGUGUGUUUAUAUGAAAGAUAUGCAAAGAAAAAAAUUAUGUGUGCACAUGCAUGCACACACACACUCUUUCUCACACAUGCACACACACACACAGAAUAAAGGAAAUAUGGAAAGGCAUUGUACCCUUUGCCAUUUAUACGUAAAUUCCACGAGAAAAUACAACUCAGUAUUGAUACUGCUUGUCCAGGCUGCUUCAAUGCACCAUGUAAUAAGUGACUUUUUUAAUUUACAGGGUCUUUUAAAAAAAUUUUAUAUUUGAUUUAAUUUUUAAUUCCUUAUCAAGGUUAGGAAAAUCCAGUUAACUUGUCCUGGGUACUGUACUCAGUCAUUGCAGUGGUUUAUUCUUUCUCUGACUUAAGCCUACAGAAGAGCAGAAAGUUUCCAAAAAGGCAUUCAAGCACAGCUUCAUUGUUUUCAAUGUCCCAUGUAUAUGAUGACCAAAAAUAUAAAACAUAAUGUACCAUUCAGUAAAACAUUAGCAAUGAGUUUCCUACAUCAUUUUAUAAAACAGUUAUUUCCGAGUUUUAAAAAAAGGUUUUAGUGUCUAUUACCCUACCGUUUUUUAGAUUUCAAUAUUUCCACAUUAUUGAUGUAGACUGACACAAAAAAGAUCAGAGGAGAUGGCUAGAUAUAUAGAUUUGAGCCCCAUCUUAGCAGUAGAAGUACCUAUGGCUUUGUCUAGCAUCACUAGGAUAUACAGUCUCACUCAUUUUCUUGGAGCAAAAGUGACUAUAUAAAUCUACAGUCCUGAAUGUUUUCUCACAGCAGCUAGAAAAAAUUUUCUCCCUUAUUUGUGUCUUGCAUUGUAAUCAUGACUUCACUUAUUAUACAUUAUUUUAAAGCUUUCAGAUAACAUCAGCAGUGACAGUAUUUUGCAUUUACAAUCUUCUGGAAACUGUUAAGUUGUGCCUUUUCUAUGCAGAACUGAAUGAUUAUUUUCUAGUAUGCCUUUAUAUGUAAUUUACAUUUGUUUAUCACUUUGACAUUCAAUACUUUUAGUAAGCAUGCCGCAAAGUUGAGACUAAUUUAGGUCUGCUUUAGUCAUGCACUGGCCAUUUGGGUUCAGAAAACUCUCCAACAAACAAAGAUAGCAGUGUUAUUGCAGACCAUGUCUAUAUUUGGAAGUGUUGAAAACAAACAUGCACCCAUAUUAUCGCCUUGUGAUUUAAACAGUUUUCAGCAUACUUUGUGUUAAGACUCACUCAGUCUUUUCCUUAGUGGUAAUGAAUGUCCCCCAACAGCUAAGAGAUUGACUGUGUGCUUUGCAGGCAAUUGUGUUUAUAUAAAUGGCAGAUAUUUAAAGAAACAAAUUCAUGAAAUCCAUUUGUACAUUUUCCUCUUUUUACUUAGUCAUUUUGAUUGUUAAUUGGUCAUUUUUAAUUUAUUCUUUUAUUUGUUUCAUUAUUUCCUUCCCCUUUAUCUGUGAAGUCCACCAGCACCUACAUCAACACAUACAAACCAGCACAUACAUACACCAAGGUAGAUGGUUAUUUCACUGCCAGUGUUAUAUUUUUUACUGUUAGAGUUAAAUGGCUUUUGGUCAAAGAUGGCUUUCUAGCCACUGUCCUUUAUCAUGCUAAAGGAAUUAACGUGUUGUUAAUUAUGCACGUGAUUCUAACACCUUGUGUCAUCCAUUCAUAUGAAUGGCAAAUUCUUUUCGGUCCUGAGCCACACGUAUCUAUAGUUACACCAUUUAGGGAGGCUUUCUUUAGCAGAAUGUCUGCUGAUUAAUGUUUUAUUUCCUUUUAUUUUUGUGACAGUUUCUUAAGUUGACAAAUUUUCCAGUAAUUUUUGUUUCAACUUUGCAUUGUAAAUAUAUGUUCCCGAAAACUAGCCAAAGCUCAACCAAUUCUAUGUGGUAUUAUAACUAUUUGUACUUUUAUUUUAGAAGUUUUCAUUUUUUUUCAAGACAUUAAUUUUUUUUGACAGCCUCUGACACAUAAGCAUCAGCUAGUCACAGCUGGCUAGAGACUUUUCUAAGUUUCGGAUGUUACAUAAAGAUGUUAUGUUGCUAUAUAACUGUGAUAAUUUUCUUCUCAUUUAAAUGUGAUGAAACUUGAUCUACAAAUUCAGAGUAUUUUGACAUAGGCUCAGCAAAUCAUCAUAUGGUUGUAUUUUCACAAUGACAUUACAAUUUUCUUCUUCUCUGGUCCAGUUUGUACACUUAAGUCCUGUCAUACAGAACGUGCAUAUCAGGAAGUGGCCAGCUAUAGCAGUAAACAUAUUUACAAUAUCCACUGACAAGCAUGUUCAUUUACUCUUAAACUGUGAAGUGGCUAUGAUGACUUGACUUCUGAUGGGUGUGUGUUUAAUUGUUUUAAUUGUCCAUCAGGUGUUGGGAUAAUUUAUAUGUUGAUUUUUUUUUGUAAUAUCUUGACAUUAGGUUUAAGCAAUCAUCAAUAGGUUUCUGGUAUGGUAAUCAUAUUUCAGGUGCUGUUGGCUUUUUGUCAAUAAUUGUAUCUCAGUCUGGGUUUUUGGCAUAUUCUUAUUUUUCUCAAACAACAUUACCUCAGUGUGUGUCAGUACUGAUUAUCUCUGCUUCUCUAAACUGUAAAUAGUAUUACUACCACAUCAACAUGCUCCACACUAUAGGAAGGAGAUGAUUUGAUUCCCAAACAAAUUGCUAAAAAUAAGAACAAUACUGAAAACAUGAAGAGUAAAAAUAAUUUUUAAGUAACAGAUUUAUAACGCUGCUUCUUAUUUUGUGUAUUGGUUAUCAUUUUUCAAGAUAAUUUAAGAGGUGAUGCUGUGGGGUGUUUUUUUCUCUCUUUUUGUUACUAACUUGCUUACCACUUGUCUGUGAUAUUUAAGUUAAAAAGAAUUUGGCCAACAGAGUUGUAUUAUACUUGCAAAUGGUAUACGGAUGAAACAAACUAGCAACACAUUUUGAUAAGUUCAGAUGUGUAGGACUUUUGUGUUGAUGGUUCUCAGAAAUGUGUUUUAAUUGGAGAACUGAAAAAAGCUGUCCCAGAUCAUACAGAUUUAAGAGCUUACUAUAUUUCAAACUAUUCAUGUAAAAGAAAAACAUUUAAAGACAUGGCCUCGUCUGCAGGAAGCCCUAAUUGGACUAUUAUUAUGACAGCGUGUGAAAAUUCUGAUCCAGGGUCCCCUGUUGCAGCACUGUAUCGUAUGAUAGCCAGCUAUUGGGGACCCCUGUAUCCAAAUUUUCUCACACUAUUGUGACUUUUGUCCAAUCAAGGCUUCCUGCGUAUGAGGCUUGGGCUUCGAAUUAUUUUGUUUUGAGAAACAUAUUCCCUUGUCUUGAAGAUUAGAGGAAAUUUGUAAUUUUAUCAAUUUCUUAGUUUUAAAUUAACUUAAGAACUUAAAAUUUUAUAUUCCUUUUUCAUAAUUUUCAUUUUUACUAUCAUGUUUGCGCUGAUUUUACACAGAAAAUAUCACUUUUUGCAAGUAUCUGUUUGCAUUCAUUCUUUGCAUGUCUGUAGAUGCAUCAGUGCAUGCAGCUUCACAUGCACCGAUCUAUUGUUGAUGCACUCUGUUCCUGACAGUUUAUGCUCCAGGUGUUAAACACCAUUUUGCCAGGUGCAUGCAGGAUACAUAUAUAUAGAUGCUGCAUUGAGGCAAAUAAAGAGCAUGCCACAGAGUAAUUUUUAACUUAUACUUGCAUAUUUAGUAAGCUAUCAUAAACAUUUUUAGAUGCAAAAACAGACCAGACCACUGCCUUGAAAGAUGACCUUUAAUAUUUUAUAAAAAUUUGCUUUACUCAUGAACUAAACACCUACCCAGUCUUGAGUGGAAAAAAAAUUGUAGCCAACACUUAAUUGGCAUAAUAAAGAUUUGGGUGUUUGUAAUUCUUUUUUGAAAAUCUGUGUGUUGGGGGUUUCUGAUGAAACAGAAUUCAUUCUCAUGAAAACAUGGGACUCCCUUAUGAAAAUGCAUAUUUUGAUUAUUGUUGGCUUACAUCAUCAGAGGCCAGUGUUUAUUUGGUCAUGUAUUUUAUCACUUCUUUACAUGUCAGUGUAGAUAGAAAUCAUAAUUAUGUUAUAUUUGACAUUUCACUUAAAUAAUUGACACUUAAGAAGCUUAUUGUUUAGAUAAAACUUGCAAAUUCUUUUGUGCAAUAGUAAUGCAGCUAUAUAUAAAUGUACAUACAGUAAAAGCAAGUUAAAUGCAUUUUAUCACUCGUUGUUGGCCAUGCUGUACAGACUAAAGCCAGUCUUUCUACUGUGUGUGUGUGUGCAUGUAUGUGUAAGCUUGUGCCUGUAUUGACAAGUUUAGGCACAAGUGUAGAAAUGUGAAAACCUACAGCAGUCCAUAGAUAGCAAAGUGUACUUCAAACUUCUAGCUUUGCUUGUAAUUGUCUUCGAGUUAAAAUCGUUUUGCUGGAGAGUUAACAUUCAUUAGGCAUUUUAUUAAACAAAAUGACUAUAAUGAUAUUACUUACAUUGUUCUAAUUUUAAAUCUGUUACUAAAGUGUUGAUAUUGACAGAGGUGCAAUUUGUGAUCCAUGAGUACACUAGAAUGCAAACUUGUGCAACUAAAUUCUACAUGCAUGUUCUGUCUCUGUCACAAGCCUGUGCGUAUGCACAUACAAGCCUGUAAUGUUUUAACACCAUUUUAACUACACAUACCAGACUGCCUAUUCAUUUUAUUACUUUUAUUUGCAGAUGAUGCAUGCUCAACUUUAAGCUCCAAGCACAGAUACUGAAGUACUUUCUGGCAGUCCAUUCAUUUUAACCCAAGAAGAAAUCAGAAAGCAUCAUUGAGGGCAUAUAAAUAGAAAUAAUAAUUCCAAAAAUAAGUUAUCCACUACAGUUCCCCCUACCUUCAGUUUUCGAAAUGAGACUGCAGUCAUGUCUCCUUGUGUGGAAUAGGCUAUUUUUGUAAUUCAGGUCUCAUCUAGAUUUUCUGUUCCUCUAAAUAGAUAAGAAUGUCCCUUGUAAUCCUUUAAUCCCUCUUUCACUGUUAUUAGAGUAAUAGAGGAAGCUGUGUAGACUUCUGCUUGUCCUAGCAACCAGAACAUAAUCACCAUAUUCUAUCAUGUUCACAGUUGUUAGAAUCAUCGCACAAAUAUCAACGAAACCACUUUUGUCCCCCUUUUGACUUCCAAACAUGCUUAUGCUAUAAAUGCAACAUUCUGUUAUGGUGAGUUUUGCUAUUUUUUUUUAAAUGUAUGUAGAACGAAGAACUUGUUUUCUAACAGACAAUCCACAUCUUUUCCGACUGGUGUGCACACCACAUACAAAAAUAAUGUUUGUUUUUAUUCAGUGCUCUGUUUAUUAAAAAUUCUCAAAUUUAUAUGGCAUUUUGUGCUUUUGUUAAACAGGUGAGGUCAACAUCACAAGCAUUUAGCAUUUGAAAUCUGUGUUGUGCAGAACGAGAGUAUAACAUUGCUCUCCCAUUUUGUCACAUUUGUGCACACACUGUGUGAACAUUCGCUCCUUUUUCUUACCUCUUGUCUAUCCAACAUUUUAUCACUCUUUUGCCUCAUAUUCUAAAAUUGUAUGCAGCAUAAAUCUUGUGUACAAUGUGUUUUUUAAAAAUACAUCCAUUAACCUUGUUCAUCUAUCACUUCUUUUAGGAAACAUUUUAAACUGAAAAUCAUGUCUUUCCUAACAUCAGUUUGCUAAAAGAGCACCUUUAGUUGUAAGUUUUGGCAUUGUCAGGUGUUUCAAGUUCAAAACAUAUUUUAAUUUAAUAAGUCAACUAAUCAAUUUGCAAGAGUUUUCUACCUUCGAAUGACUUCCAUUGAUUGUAUUCACUUAUCAUUCUUUUUAGUCCAUGUCAUAAAAGCAGAUCAGAGUAUAAAUAUUUUCUACUGUUUUAGUAAAUGCAAGCUUUUUUGGUUAAGUAUACUUUAUCUGACCUUCAGCGCAAAUAAAACUUUUUUUUCUACAGUGCAGUGCCUACUAUGCUUUCAGGAGACUUAUUUGUUGUUAACACCAUGUCAGCAACAAUGGCAAUCAAGCAAACUUUACAAACUGACAGAGGCAGGGCUGGCAUAAAGCUCUUUCGUGCACCCUAGGUGAAAGACAAAUACUUCGCCUCACCUCUCCCCAAAAGAUUCACCUGCAUGACAAGCUCCAGAGAACUCAGACCAAUGCUGUUUGCAUUGUAUUCCAUAAUCCAGUGGUGUAGGAACCAGGCAAGAGGCAAGAAUGUGAACUUUGUUUACUGUCAGUAUGGAGUUUGCCCCUCAUCCUCCCUUCUUCCUAUGCCACUGUAAACGGAAAGCUGACCAUGCCACACUGCUUCUGUGCGAUCUCCCAGUUCAGGUUCAUCAAGAUCGCCAUGCUUUGCUAUUGUGUUGUUCAUGGCCUUGCCCCAAUCUGAGCUUGCAGGUCAGUUCACUCAGCCUACACCCAUUGAACCAAAAAUAAUAAUAACUUUAAUAAUUAAAUAAUCACGAUCACAAGUCACAACAGUGAGAACAAAACCAUAGGGCAUCAAAUCUCCAUCCCUAGUAUCAUCACCGCUGUACAGAGCCCUAAAAAGAGAACAGGUUUGUGACAGUGGAUUAAAUUGCUCUGAAAUUUGACAAGGAAAAUAGAUACAGACUCUACCUUAAUGCUUGUUUUUUAAAUGCUUUAGUACUCUUAAUAACUGAGAAUGCAAUCAUGGCAUACCCUCUGGUUCAAAGUUCGUAUGUGACAAGAAUAUUGAGCAUAAUACAGUUCUGAUAACCAAAAAAAAAAAAAAAA
This is a messenger RNA of Pomacea canaliculata, 12837 nucleotides long. RefSeq names its product cGMP-dependent 3',5'-cyclic phosphodiesterase-like. The transcript is spliced from 33 exons. The record is from RefSeq and is a predicted model, not a curated record. Lineage: Eukaryota; Metazoa; Mollusca; Gastropoda; Architaenioglossa; Ampullariidae. The coding region runs from base 1844 to 4549 and encodes 901 amino acids. Gene Ontology annotation, biological process: positive regulation of gene expression; cGMP catabolic process; regulation of mitochondrion organization. Gene Ontology annotation, cellular component: mitochondrial inner membrane; synaptic membrane; mitochondrial matrix. Gene Ontology annotation, molecular function: protein homodimerization activity; 3',5'-cyclic-AMP phosphodiesterase activity; 3',5'-cyclic-GMP phosphodiesterase activity.